CACUGGCAGAUUCCUUUUUUCCGCUGUCGUCUCCCGACGGUCAUCGUCUCUCCAUCUCUCCACCUCUCUCUCCCUUCCCCGUUUCCAUCACCGUUCCUGGGAUGUAAAUUAGCUGCAGCGGGGGCUGUAUGUUGGAGCAUUGGUAGAGAACCAGGGAUAGAGUGAUUUAGAGGCUGGCCAAGCCAGGGAGGGAGGCACUGUGCCUGGGCACGGGGCUAGAGGACGGCUGGGAGGAAAGAGCUCUCUGGAUGUAUACCUGUGGAGGACGGCGCACCUCUUUUACCAACUGGGCCAGCUGCAGAUAAGGAGGCGUGGUGGAUAAGGACCUUCGGCACUACCUCAACCUGCGCUUCUCCAAGGGCUCCGUGGACCACGACCACCAGCAAAUUAUUAGAGACAACCUCUACCUCCGCACCGUGCCCUGUACCACCCGGCAGCCGAAGGAGGGAGAGGUGCCGGGGGUGGACUAUAACUUUGUGAGCACAGAGCGCUUUAUGGAACUGGAGCAAAGUGGAGCUCUGCUAGAGAGUGGAACCUAUGAAGAGAUCUUAUACGGUACUCCCAAGCCCCCAGCCGAGCCCAGUCCGGCGGCCCCUCCACUGAAUGUGAGUGAGGUGCUGCUUCCCGGAGCCCGGCCCAGCAUCAAGGGCAAGUGGAAGAGGAACCAGUCGGUCAGAAACAUGCAGCAGCAAGCCAGCCUGGAGCCGCCCGAGGAAGAGGAGGAAAGCAGCCCCCCCGUGGUCAAUGGGAACGGGGUGGCCAUCACACCAGAGACAAGCGAGCAUGAGGACAAGAGCACAGAUGGGUCGGGGGAGGUUUCUGUGGUGGAGGCCCCGACACUGCCCCCUCCCGCCACUGAGCCCCCCACAGAGGGAGAGGAGCCCCCUGAGGUGGACUCCCCCAAAUCACCCCCCAAACUCCCCGAGGGGGAUGAGGAGGAACUGGGACCCCUGCCUGACAACUGGGAGAUGGCCUACACAGAGAAAGGAGAGGUCUACUUCAUAGAUCACAACACCAAAACCACAUCAUGGCUGGAUCCUCGGCUGGCAAAGAAGGCCAAACCACCUGAGGAGUGCAAAGAGGACGAGCUGCCGUAUGGCUGGGAGAAGAUUGAUGACCCUAUCUAUGGCAGUUACUACGUGGAUCCUAUUCCCUGCAGCCACAUCAACAGAAGGACCCAGUUUGAGAACCCCGUCCUGGAGGCCAAGAGACGACUGGAGCAGCAGCAGCAGAUGCAGAGCCAGGGACUGUCAGCUCUGCCCUUACCGACUAUUUACAGAGAGAAGCCCCUGUUCACACGGGACCCCACACAGCUGAAGGGCUCCUUCUUGUCAACGGCUCUCCAGAAGAGCAACAUGGGAUUUGGCUUCACCAUCAUUGGAGGGGACGAGCCGGAUGAGUUCCUGCAGGUCAAGAGUGUCAUACCUGAGGGCCCAGCGGCACAGGAUGGGAAGAUGGACACAGGUGACGUCAUAGUCUACAUCAAUGACAUCUGUUGCCUGGGCACAACGCACGCCGACGUGGUCAAACUCUUUCAGUCCGUGCCCAUCGGCCAGAGCGUCACCCUGGUCCUCUGCCGGGGAUACCCCCUACCAUUUGACCCUGAGGACUCUAUUGGGGCGUCCACCAGUGCCUCCCUGACCCCCAUGGGUCUGGAACACCGAACCCUGGUGAUGAAUGGGCGCAGUAGCUAUGACCCUUACCUGGAGUACCUCUCCCUGAGCUCCCAGCUCCCUCCCCAGGCUCUAACACAGCCAGGGGCACCCCACCUUGAUGGGUCCUCACUACCUCCCACCACCGUCCGGUCUGCACAGGCCAUGACACCGCACGACGACAACAUCUCCAUGGCAUCGUCGGGGGCGACAGGGAUUGCCGGGGGCGUGAUCCAGGGGGCAGAGCUGCUGACCGUAACCAUUGUGAAGGGGGCAGAGGGGUUCGGAUUCACCAUCGCCGACAGCUCCACUGGGCAGUGUGUCAAACAGGUGUUGGAGCCGGGUGUACAGGGCGGAGUGGGUCUGAGUGAAGGAGACCUAAUCCUGGAGGUGAACCAGCAGGGUGUUGUGGGGGCAGGACAUGGACGUGUGGUGGAGCUGCUCAAAGAGUGUUCUGUCGGAGCCGAGGCCACGCUACUCAUACAGAGAGGAGGAGGGGCAGGUCACCUCUCUCCAUGGAAGACCUCCAAACAGCUACCAGAGCAGUGGGACCCCCAUGGUAGUCCCCAGACCAGUCUGUCAGCCCCAGUGCUUCCCACAGGCACACCCUUCCCUACCCAGCCACAGCACAGCACCUCGGUCCCUGACUCUGCAGAGGGCUUCGACCUCAACAAGCCCGACCCAUACGACCUCUAUGAGAAGUCUAGGGCCAUCUAUGAGAGUAGGCAGUACCAGGAUGUGGAGGUGCACCUGUUGAGGGAGAAGACUGGGUUUGGCUUCCGCAUCCUGGGGGGAGACGAGGCCGUGCAGGCUAUUGUGAUCGGGGCGAUCAUAGAGAACACUCCUGCAGAACGCGACGGACGACUUCGACCCGGGGACGAGCUCAUCUCCGUGGAUAAGAUGGUGGUUGCUGGGAAACCACACAGAUACGUGAUCGACCUGAUGCACACCGCCGCUCGCAAUGGCCAGGUCAGCCUGGCGGUCCGGAGGAGAGUCCACUUCCCCAGUGAGGUGUUAGGGGUGAAUGGCCGUAGCCCUGGUUCCGUGUCCACGCAGCACAGCUCCCCACACAGUGACGACGCCUCAGCUUCCUGUCCCGUCACCCCCGACAACGUCCCGCCGCCCUCCGUCACCUCCCCCCUGGAGGGUGCCGUCCCCCUGCAAACCAAUGAUGUCAUCAUCCACCGCAAGGAGAACGAAGGCUUUGGCUUCGUUAUCAUCAGCUCGUUGAACCGACCGGAGAACGCUGCCAUCAUCACUGUGCCCCAUAAGAUCGGUCGUAUCAUCGAGAGCAGCCCGGCAGACCGCUGCGGGAGCCUGAAGAUUGGUGACCGGAUCCUGGCUGUCAAUGGGCAGUCCAUCAUCAGCAUGCCCCACGCUGACAUUGUCAAGCUCAUCAAAGAUGCCGGUCUCACUGUCACCCUUCACAUCAUACCAGAGGAAGAUCCCAACUCAGGGCCCAGCUCAGAGAAGCAGAGCCCCAUGGCCCAGAAACACAGCCCCCAGGCACAGCCCAGCCCUGUAGCCACCCAGCCCAGCCAAGGAGCCUCCCAGGCAGGCCCAGCACCACCAACAGCCCAGCCAGGCCAAGUACUAGCAGUAGACACCCAGUCGGCCCCAGGAGCAGCCGCCCAGCCCAACCCGCCAGGGGCCCAGCAGAGCCCGGUCGCCCAGCCGCCCAGUCACCCUCCCCCAAUCUACCUCCACGAUGGAAGGUCAGAGGUGAAAGCCAGGCAGGAUGUGAAACCAGACAUCUGCCAGCCUCCGUUCACCGACUACCGGCAGCCCCCCGUCGACUACCGGCACCCUCCAGUGACUGAUUACCGGCAGCCGCCCACACUGGACUACCGGCACCCUCCUCCCCUCAUCGACUACAGACAGCACUCGACAUCACUCGCUGCACAGUUCCCUCUAGCACAGUUUCCCCCAGACUUCCGACCACAGGACUUUGACUACUUCACGGUAGAGCUGGAGAAGAGUGUGAAAGGUUUUGGCUUCAGUAUCCGUGGGGGGCGGGAGUACAAGAUAGAUCUGUUUGUGCUGCGGCUCGCCGAGGAUGGGCCGGCCAUCCGCAAUGGCAGAAUGAGGGUGGGGGAUCAAAUCAUUGAGAUAAAUGGGGAUAGUACCCGAGACAUGACUCACGCCCGGGCCAUCGAGCUGAUCAAGGCAGGGGGGAGGUGGGUGAGACUGCUGCUGAAGAGAGGCACAGGACAGGUCCCUGAGUAUGUAGACAGUGCCCCCCCCUGGGAGGCCAUUCCUCCAGCCCUCUCUGCCCUGCAGGAAGUGACCCUUGACCCCCAGCAGCCGUCCACCUCAUCAUUCUCAUCCCAUCCAGCCUUCACCCCAAACUCCCCCCACCAGCUCCUUCUAGAGGCCACAUCGCGUAUGGCAGCCCAUUCUCCAGACCCCAGCGCCACGAAAGGGGCUAUAGGUGGCAGGUGCACCCAGCCCAGGGGCACCGUCCGUGGGCAAAGAACCCUGCAGUGGCCUGAGGAGUUGGAGGAGGGGCCCCGAGAGCCCCAACCUCCGCCGCGGCCCCCCAAAGCUAGAUGGAGGUCUGCGGAGAGGAGAGAGAGCAGCAGCACCCACCCAUGCAGGAUCCAAACACCGCCGCAUGGCCCUGGGACUCUUCCUACCUGAGUGUGAGUCUGAACGGAGGCAGUUGGGUCCGUGGGGAGGGACGUGUGAACCUACAGGAGGGGUUUGAGCUGAGAGGUCUCCAGCCAAGGGAUGAGGAAGGGGCUCUGCCGCCUCCCCUCAAACCAUGGAUGGCCCUGCAGGCAGGAGUGCAGCCGCCUUCCUAGGGCCCUGGAACCCACCUGGGGGUGACAGACUGCCCGGCACACUGAGGUCCUGGACCUACACUGUCAGCAGGGAAAACGGAUCCGGAUCAGACUGGUUUACAUUGGAUCCGACUGGAUUCUGACUGGGUUGGACUGGCUAGCUGUACAUAGGCACCCAAGUCCUACGUACCACUCACACCAUCAGAUGCCAGAGGGAUCUUUUAUUCUCUCUCUCUCUCACUCUUUGAAAUCUUUUUCUUGUUGUUCCCUCUUUCAAGAUGAUUAUAACCAUCACCUUCAAAACCAAAGGACAUUUUACAGCUGGUGUGUGUAAACAAAAAUAGGACUCGCUCAACUCAACACUUUAGUCCAGGUAGCCAUUUUGAAACCUGAUGAUACAAAUCCCAUUGCUAUCCCACUAGGCUCUUUGGGUCUGGGCAAGGUGAGCUAUCGACAUGUUCCUAGUUUCACCAGUCAACCCCAUCAGACCUAAAAUGGAUGGUCAGUUUCAACCACUGAUGGGAUGACACUUAUCUAAAGAGAGAUUGGAAUAUUGAGGUCGUUUGCCGAUCGUUUAACUUUCUGUGCAAUGGAGAGAAUGAUGAGAUUAUAGAACUGAGAGAGACGGAGGGAGGGAUGUUAAUUUAAAAUCUUUCUGAAAGGUGAACCUUUUUGGACAGAGCUCUGUCGACAGACAUCAUACAUGCCUAUUGAUAUAUCGUACAUACUGUAAAUGUACAAAUGUGAAAAAUAUGUACAUUUGGUCAUCUCCCAAAAAUAUGCCUAGUGCUUUUUUUAUGCAUUGUUGUAGGUACAUUUUAGAAGAACAUAAAAAAAACAUAUCGGGACCAUAUUUUAAGAUUCAUAUUUCCAUGGCCUUUUAUUAUAUACUACUAUUAUAUACUACAUAUUAAAGACUCUGUGUGGAGUCAGCUGACAAGGGACUAGAUGCAGGUCACAUGCCCCUGUUCAAACGUUACGUGCAUAAACCAAUGGUUGCGUGCCACGUCAUCGACUGUGUCAUUGACUGGCAGAUUGCUGUAGCAUAUGAUGCAGUUAGCUGAUGCGUAAAAUACCAAUCCAGGCAUUCAGCAAUGCCUGGGCAGAGGAAUCGGCCCUCAGUGUUCUUGUGCAUGAACCACCAUCAUCAAACAGGGACUCAAAAUUCUUCUAGAAGUAGAAUAUAGAGCUGACAUCCUCACUGGGUAUAGGUAACUGCCUAAAUAAAGGAAACACCAACAUAACGUGUCUUAAUAGGGCAUUGGGCCACGACGAGCCAGAACAGCUUCAAUGCACAUUGGCAUAGAUUCCACCAGAAAUUCCAUAAUUUGGUGUUUUGUUGAUGUUGGUGAAAAAUGCUGUCUCAGGCAUCGCUCUGGAAUGUCCCACAAGUGUUCAAUUGGGUUGACAUCUGGUGACUAAGACGGCCAUGACAUAUGGUUUACAUCAUUCUCAUGAUCAUCAAACCAUUCAGUGACCACUCGUGCCCUGAUGAUGGGCCAAAUGGCCAAAAUACUGGCCUGCCCAACAUUUUUAUACAUGACAAUUAGCAUAAUGGGAUGUUAACUGCUUAAUUAACUCAGGAACCACACCUGUGUGGAAGCACCUGUUUUCUAUAUACUUUGUAUCCCUCAUUUACUCAAGUGUUUUCAUUAUUUCGCAGUUACCUGUAGCUAACAGUUGUGUAUUUGCGUAAUUUACUAAAAAUGUUCCAUUACUGAGUCAAAUGGAACAUUCAAGGUGUUUAAAUCCAAUUGUUUAGGAACUCUGUGAGUCAUAAUACACAACGUUUAUCAAUCAUGCAAUCAGUCAUGUUCAUAGAAAUAAACAAUCUUGAUUCUAUUUCUAUGGUCAUGUUUAGAUGGGCUAUGUAUCAGCAGCACUUGAAACAGAGAACUCUAGCUGCCCAUUCUAUAUUUCCCAUGUCUAUGCCUUUUACUGUGCUACAUGAACCACACCACUGUGGGAGGGGAGGCAUAUGAGUCAUUGAGGAGCAGAAGGAUACAUGGGAUAUGAGGUGGGGCGGAGUGCCUUAGUGAAAGUAGAGCAGAGCUGUUAACCUGGCGAUCGCUAGCGGGGUUUUUUUGCAUGAGUGAGCAGAAUGCAAAAUUGGUUUGAGAGAUUACAGUAUACUGUACAGUAUACAGUACACAUAUCAGACAGCACGCCAUACAGUAAGUGGCUAGUGUGAAGGUGUAAGCCAACUGACACUUUUUGGCUAACAGGGCCAGAUUACAUUUUGAAACAUCCCAAAUUCACAGUGCCACAAAAUAAUUAUGAAAAGUCUGACUUCUAUAGCCUACUAGCUUUGUCAUCAUCUCAUGGGUGCCUAAAUACAUUUUUUGAGUAAAGUGGACUUUGGGCUUUCCUAUGGGGAUGAUGUAUAGCUUGUAGCAGAGGCUAGCCGUAGACAUGUAGAGCCCUCCAUGUUUGCACCAAAUAUUAGGACUCAUACCAUAUUUCUCAAUGCAGAUUCACUAGACUGAGUGCAGUGUUCCAGUCCAGAUGAUAAACAUGUCAUUUCUGUGGUAUUUUUUAAAACUGAAACUGGUCGUGUUCCAGGCCACCAAUGGUUGUGUGCCACAUUAUAGACUGUGCAGUCGGGCAUCAGACUGCUUUAUCAUAGUAUGUGGUUAGGUGACAUGUUAAACACCUAUCCAGUCAUUGUGAGAUCUGGCAUGUGUCUCCAAUGUAGUCAGCGAGGAACGCGGACGAUAUCACUGAGCCUUCUGUGUAUCACUUGAGGCUGUCCCCUGCCUGCCUGUUGUGAGUGAUUUUGUAUACAGAAAAAAAAGUUGACUAAUGAUAAAUCUGAAGGAUGACAUGUUCAUGCAUCUACCAUUAAGCUCAGUAUACAUGUGUCGUCUUAACCAUGUAUAAUCCACCUUGUAUAGCUGUAUUCUUACAAAAUAUGGUUUACUGCACCAUUGAUACUGUAGUUUCAAAGACUGAAGUGAACAACUAUUUUUAUGAAAAUGUGGCAGUACUGAUAUAACAUUUUGGGGAAAAAAGAAAAAAAAUGGUUUACCUAAAGAUAUUCUGAAAUACUGUAAAAUAAACUCGACAUGGUGUAAAGUACA
This is a messenger RNA of Oncorhynchus mykiss (rainbow trout), 7515 nucleotides long. NCBI's taxonomy places the organism in Eukaryota, Metazoa, Chordata, Actinopteri, Salmoniformes, Salmonidae. The record is from RefSeq and is a predicted model, not a curated record.